This is a messenger RNA of Triticum urartu, 1852 nucleotides long. Its product is annotated as Tetratricopeptide repeat (TPR)-like superfamily protein. Gene Ontology annotation, molecular function: protein binding. The record is from RefSeq and is a predicted model, not a curated record. Lineage: Eukaryota; Viridiplantae; Streptophyta; Magnoliopsida; Poales; Poaceae.
GGUUCAGAUUCGAUCGUGCCACUGGAUAGAGCCCUCUGCUCCUUGCUCAGCUCCCUCGUCGUCUUCUCCGGCGAGCUCCCAUGGUAUCGCUCGCUGCCCCGGCCUUCCACUCGCUGGCCUCGCAAGCCUCCAGGGCCUGCACCACGAGGGCGUCUUCGCAAUGCGAGAGCGCGCCCGGCCGCCGUGGAGCGAAGGCGCGGCCUCGGGCGGCGGGGACUGCGCAGGCGGCGGCGGUGGAGGCGGAGGAGACGCCGAGGUUCAGGUGGGAUGCGCUCGGGUCCGACCUGUCCGAGCCCCAGGAGCAGGCGAUGCGCGGCCUGUCCCCCAAGCUGCCCAACCGAUGCAGGGCGCUGAUGCCGCGCGUCGUGUCGCUGUCCCCCGGCGAUGAGAAUCUCGGCGUGGUCCUUGCGUUCUGGGUGAAGGCCAUGAAGCCCAAGAGGGCGGACUGGUUGCUGGUCCUCAAGGAGCUCAAGGCUAUGGAGAGCCCGCUUCUCGCUGAGGUACUAGAAUAUGCACUGCUGGAGGAUUCUUUCGAAGCGAAUGUGCGCGACUACACCAAGUUGAUGCAAAUCUACGGCAAGCAAAAUCUGUUGCGGGAAGCCGAGGAAGCAUUCCAGGCCAUGAAAGCCAGAGGCCUCCCAUGUGAUCAGGUCAUGCUGACUGCACUGGUGGACAUGUACAGCAAGGCCGGGGAUCUCACCCGCGCAAAUGAAACAUUCGAAGAGAUCGUGUUGCUGGGCCUACCGCUCGAUAAGCGCGCGUACGGUUCGAUGAUCAUGGCCUACAUCAGAGCAGACAUGCUAGACCAAGCAGAAGAUCUGAUCAAACAGACGGAGGAUCAGCAGGUCUUCGCAGGAAAAGAGGUCUACAAGGCUCUGCUUAGAGCAUACUCGUACAAAGGCGAUUCAGAGGGGGCGCAGCGGGUUUUCGACGCGGUACAGUUCGCGGGGACGGUGCCGGACACAAAGCUGUGCGCGCUCCUGGUGAACGCGUACUGCCUCUCCAAUAGGAUCGACGAGGCUGUCUGUGUGACCCGAAACAUGAGGAGUGUGGGACUGGAACCGUGCGACAGGUGUGUCACCUUGAUACUCGGCGCGUACGACAAGGCCAACAAGCUGGAAGGAGCAUUGGAGUUUCUGGCGGAGCUUGAAGAGAAUGGUGUCGUGAUCGGUCAAGAGCCGUCGCAGUUGCUUGCGGCAUGGUUCGGGAGGCUCGGGGUGGUUCAUGAAGUGGAGCAGGUCCUGGAGGAAGUGAGUAAGAGUAGCAAGAGCAAGCAGAGUGUUUCACUCCUGAAGGAAGGGACGAAGAGUUGGAAGAGCAAAGACAGGGUCAAGAAGGAAUGGAGAAAAGGCAAAAAGAGCAAACACAGCAUUUCAGUACACCAGCAACCCAGCAUUUCAGUCCAGACGAAAGGGGCAACCAACAGGAAGAGCAAAUCACUCGGUCCAUUACCUCUGCAACUGAAGUGAUUUUGUAACUCCAGUGCCAUUUGCGUUCAUAUUAUGACAAUAUGUUUUCAGAAAUCACAUGCACAAUCAUGAGGAACCCCUAAUCACAAGAGGCAGGAUGCCAGGAUCUAUGUGAGUAAGUGUAUGUAGCUGAAACUCUAGUGCAGAAGAGAAAUAAGAUUCCACAAAACCAGGCAACAGUAAUGCCAACGUAACAUCUCUCUGGAAAAAAAUGUCAACUUAACAUUAAUACAUCUUGUUCAUGAUAUGAAAAGCAGGGCUCCUCAAUUCAUGCUCUUCUAGAUUAUAGACCUCAAAAUGUGUCCCAGUGCAGAGAGAAACAACUUCGAAAUAAGAUUCUUGGGGCUCCUCUUGUUCGCCGUCGUCAUUGGCUGCCAUCUCUU